AUGUUUACAAAUGAUUUAGCAGUAGCAAGAAACAAAUUAGGUUCAAUCGAUCAAGAGAAACGUUAUGUUCAAGGUGAAUUCCUUGGUAUUACUUUCAAUGAAAUUGCAUUAAACAACUAUGCAAAAUCAUUACAGCGUUCUUAUGCUAUUUUACUUGCAAACCAAAAAGUUCCAGAAACCGAGUAUCAUUAUUAUUCAAUUCCUUCGCAGAAAAUGAUGAAAGUAUUAAUGGAUAAUUAUACAGAAGAUCAAUUUGAAAUGAAUGUUCAAUUCACAAAUGGUGGAAUGUAUUUUAUUCAGUUACGUUAUGGAGAAACAAUCUAUCCAUUUUAUAUCGAUGAUGAUUGGUUACAUAUAUUUACAUUCUUUAUUCAACAAGUUAUUUCAGCAGAUUUCCUUCUUGGAACAGAUGUAGCAUUGAGUUCUCUUGAUCAAAUUGAGAAUUUACCUGAUGACAAUGAAAUCAAAAUAAAAUGGAAUCAGAUAACAGAGAAUUUGGAAUGGAAUAAAGUUGAUGAAGAUGGAAACAUUAUUGAACAAAACGAAGGUGAACUUCAUUAUGGAACAUUUGGUGGUGACAAUCAAGAAAAUCAAGAACAAUAUGUAGAACAACCACAAAUUAACUUACACGAAGAUGAACGUAGAAACCUUGUUGAUGAUUAUGGAAACAUAGUUUAUCCUGUCGAAGAAAGACAAUUUACAGAUGACAAUGGAAAUGUAGUUGAUUAUCGUGGUAAUCUUAUCGCACCAGCAUACGACGAGGACCAAGUUGAUGAAUCUGGAAAUCCUAUUUACUAA
Molecule: messenger RNA, 798 nt
Organism: Trichomonas vaginalis G3
Lineage: Eukaryota; Parabasalia; Trichomonadida; Trichomonadidae
Exons: 1
Coding region: 1-798 (265 amino acids)
Source: RefSeq, a predicted model, not a curated record